UCAAAGUGGGAAGCUUUUAUUUAUAUCACAAAAACAUAAAUAUUUUUUAAUCACUUUAUAUUUUACAAAAAUAUAAAUUUUCUCUAGUUUAUGAAAUGAUUACCCUAAUCUUAGCAUCUUGUCUGAUCAGUGUGGUAUCUGCAGUGCCAGUUAGUGCUAAUGUGCUUCCUCCCCUGAGAUCACACGGAGAAGCCCUUCAAUCUCAAAGAGUUCAGAUGGUUGAACCCACCAACCAAAAUCCUGAAGCUCAAACACCGGCUCCACUUUCUCCCAAUUUGGUGCCACCACAGCCUGGAGUCCCCCAGCAGCUCACCCCUCAGCUUCUGCCUCCCCUCCAACAGUAUCCCUGGUCUCCACUAGGGGGCAGUGCACUGGGAAUCCCCCUUCAGCCCAGUGUCUAUGGGUCUCAUCCUGUAAACCAGCCAUCAUUGCCCCUGCAGCCUCUGAUUUUCCCACCUUUUGGGUACUUCCCCAUAUUGCCAUCACCCUAUACAAAUCAGCUGUUCUCUACAUACAGAUUCCCUGUAAUUCCUGAGGCCCCUCUUCCACAAACACCAUCAAAUCAGCCUUCAAAUGUGUUGCCUGAAACAGAAACAUCCCCUGGCGUUGUUCCCUCAGGAGAUGCAGCUCAGCCUCAGCAACAGAAGCCUCAAAUUGUGUACAUGCUGCAGCAACCAAUGAGCUCACCACUUGGCGCACUUAGUUCAGAGGAACUCGAGAUUGCAGCUAAAAUGGGCCAAUUGGGCGUAUACCUGCCCACUGUGCUCGCAAACCAGCCUGCAGGAGCUGUUCAGCCUGUGAGCCAGUCUGCAGGGCUUGCAAACCCAGAAAAGCCAGAUGUUCUGCCAACUGUGGGCAGCUCACCCGCUGGAGUCCAACAGAUGCAGGGACACAAUGGAUCUGGAUCGAUGCCUUGUGCUAAUAACCUCCCUGCGGGUUUGGAGAGACCUGCACAGGAGGCUGCCACUGUCCAAACACCUGCUCCACCCAAACUCCAACCCACGCAGGGAAACCUUUUGUGAGGCUGCAACCUCCAACAAAUACAUCCUGUUAUGUACCAAGAAAAGACUAAACACAUUAUUGAUACAAAGUGUAAACUAACAAUACAUUUUACUAACUAUGAACAUUUUAUUUAAUCUGCUUUUUUCUUGAUUGACAAAUAUCAUCAAAUAAAAAUCAAGAAGUUCAGAUAUCUAA
Sphaeramia orbicularis (orbiculate cardinalfish) is the source of this 1197-nucleotide messenger RNA. Its product is annotated as pistil-specific extensin-like protein. The transcript is spliced from 7 exons. NCBI's taxonomy places the organism in Eukaryota, Metazoa, Chordata, Actinopteri, Kurtiformes, Apogonidae. The record is from RefSeq and is a predicted model, not a curated record. Bases 96 to 1022 code for a protein of 308 amino acids.